CUAACGUGUCCACCUCGCCCCCCACCCGUCCGUCCCCCACCUCCUCGCCCUCUCUGAUGAUCUUUUUUCCUUUCCACGCCCCUCGCAUUAUAUCGCCGUGCUAGAAGCCAGCCGCGAACCGGCGGUGCUGCUCCACUGCGUACGGAUCGAUCAUAUCGGGCCACCGUACCGCGGGGGGUUCUUGGUCAAGUGCGCCGCUGCUCGAUCGAGAUCGGCUGCAUGGCGUCCUCCGGCGACGUCAUCGAAGCGGUCCCGGAGGCUGUGGAGGUGGAGCAGCAGCCGGCCAAGGCAUGCGACAGUGGGAGCGGUUUGCCAGCGGCGGCGACCACGACGGAAGGGAGCCGGCCGAUGCUGCAGGAGGACCAGCAUCACGACGACGACACGGUGCCCGACGCCGAUCGCCACGAGGCGGUGGGGCCUCCCGAGCAGGCGGCCGCGGAGGUGCCGGCGCCGGAGGAGGAGCCAGCGGCUGAGCCGCAGCAGGAGCCGCCGGUGGCGGCGGAGGAGGAGGUGGAGCCCGAGGCGGCGGCAGCGGCGGCCGCGGAUGAUCAGGAGAUGAGCACGCGGGAGAGGCUGAAGCGGCACAGGCGGGAGAUGGCCGGGAGGGUGUGGGUGCCCGAGAUGUGGGGGCAGGAGAAGCUGCUCAAGGACUGGGUGGACUGCGCCGUCUUCGACCGCCCUCUGGUGCCGACGGGCCUGCUCACGGCCCGCCGGGCGCUCAUCGCCGAGUGCUGCACUACGCGCCGCCCGGACCGGACGUCGCCGGCCUCCUCCGCCGGAUCCAGCCCGCUGCGGGUGCCGAACGGCUGCUCCUGAUCGAGUGACGAUCCUCCUCCCUACCUUCCAUUAGCUAGCGUGGAUCAAUAACCUUCUCUUUUCUUUUCUUUUUAUUAGCUCAAUAAGAGAUCCUUCUUGUUUCUUGCGUUCUGAGAAGGUCUAGUCGUCUCUCGUUAUAAUUUCUGAUCACCAUGUAAAUUACAAAACAAAUUUGAUUAGCUUACCAACACCGCUAUAACUAUCUGUUUAAA
This is a messenger RNA of Panicum hallii, 1028 nucleotides long. Its product is annotated as cytochrome c1-like. The record is from RefSeq and is a predicted model, not a curated record. Gene Ontology annotation, biological process: blue light signaling pathway. Lineage: Eukaryota; Viridiplantae; Streptophyta; Magnoliopsida; Poales; Poaceae. The coding region runs from base 220 to 816 and encodes 198 amino acids. The transcript has a single exon.